CUGUUUUUCUCAUAGCAUCUAGACUUUGCUAUGAAUUUAGACAAUUAGACGACCGUCUAAUUCGGUGAGCUAGAAUCAGACACAAAGGAUUUUAUUGUGCGACUAAAUUUAUCUGGAAACAAUUUUGAGUGAACGUUUUAUGAUUUGCGCUCUUCUUGCUGAAGAAAUAUGAAAUACGAGCAGCGAUUACGACAUUUUCCUAGACAUCAAAUCAUCCACGAAGAUUUCCGAGCGGAAACGUGUACAGCCAAUCAUCGCUGAGUGGGCGGGGCUUAGUCGGACACCGGCGCUGAGUAGGCGUGCGUCAGCCAGCUGUGCCUCAGACUAGAAUGGCGACCGCUCUGUGCGGUCUGCAGACCAACGGCAACAGUAAACCGGCCAGAGCUCACCGAGAGCAGCGGAGGAAAGUUAAGGACUCCCGUAGGAGGCAGGCGGCCCUGCUGUUUCUCAACAACAUCUCACUCGACGGACGACCGUUGCGUCCGCUCAACGUUGGAAAUGCCGACCAAAAACCAGCCGAGGAGCCCCGAGUCAGGGACCGAGGCGUCUGCGAAGCGCCCGAGCCGCUCAGCGAAGGACCUGCCGGCCAGGUGACAGAUACUCCUGCAGCCGGGGGUGGCUCAUCCUCCAGCGUCCCUGGGGUGUUCGGUCCAGUCCGGCCCUCCGCGGUACCGUCUCCGGGACCGACAGCCACGAGUUCUGUUGGACCCAACGAGGUAUUUUUAGAGAGCGCCAGUGCGGUUGAGUCGCUAACCCCGGACACCCCGCUAUCUCCCGCGCCGGCCGGACACCAGCCCUGCUCGCGAGCCAAGUCGACGCCCGCCGCGCUCAGCCCGGUCCCGGCCGCCAGUUCCCUGGAAUCACGACCAAGGAUGAGAAACAUCUCCGGUUCUCCUGGACCCAAGGUGCCAAAGAAGGUCCACUUCAUUAAGACCAUGAGACAGUAUGAUACCAGAGGAUGCAGGUGAGUGUCCAAACCAACUCAGCAGGACAUGAAUAACAAAUGCUUCAUGCUGGAGUGUAGGCCAUCACCACAUAGUCUCAAACACUCCCGCUGGAGCUGUAAUAAGCUGCUUAGGUCUGGUGCAAAAGCUGCAGAGGAAUAACAGGAAUACACAGCUGCUGUGUGGCGAUUGCUACGGUGAAUUUAAUCACCUUUGGAUGCUUAGCUAAAGCCAAAAGAGGUGCAGCAAGGAAACGUAACACCUUAUUGCACCAGUGGUAAUGUUAUCCCACAGCAAGACCAGGCUUAAAUAUCACAGUGUUGGCGGCUCAUUACGCCUGUCGACCACAAGAGGGAAAAAAAAAAAGAACAUGUGGAGGAUUUCACUGUAGAAAAUACGCUGACUUUACAGUUUAACAGCAGAAUUCUUUUGUUUGAAGAAGAAAAUAUCAUUUCUAUAGCGCCUCUCGAGAUAAAAAUCACGAGGCGCUUCACAAAAACAAAAAAUAUAAAAAAUUGUAAAAAUAUAAAAAAGCACUUAGAAAAUGUUUAAAAAUAUAUUUAAAAUGAGCAAGAAUAAGUGAUUGUGAUUUAAAAGAAAAAAUGUUAAGAAAGAGAGAGUGAAUAGGAAAGAGGGAAAUCAGUGGAUCCUGAGGAAGGUGGAAUAGGUGGGGAGAGCAGAAUAAAGAGAGUGUGGUGAAGACGGUCGUACAAAAGCCAGCUUGAACAAGUGAGUCUUCAGCUGCUUUUAAAGGAGACCACUGAGUCCACUGAUCUCAGGCUCAGGGGGAGAAAGGUCCAGAGUCUGGGGGCCACAGCAGCAAAUGAUCUGUGAUGUUCCAUUUUUCACAUGUCCAACAUCCAAUACAUCCUACUCAUUUUCACACAAACCCAUUCAUGUUUUCCUGCUGGUGUGUGUGGGUCAGUGAUGAAGCAACCCUGAAUCGCCCCACAGGUUUGGCUUUAGUAGCUCCUGAGCAGAAGUCAGCAUGCCUGUGUGUAAGUUACCGUAACACACACUAGCAGUAGUCUGUGUGAUUCCAUAGGCUGGACUUUAAAUCCCUCUGAGUCCUGCAGACCCAGCCUGGGUGUGACCUGCAGCAUGCCUGUGGCAGAGACUGUAGAUGACUGUGUUUAGUGAGGAGCUGAACCGCGGCUGUUUGUUGAGUUGUUGUUGUCGUCGUCGUUGUUGUUAUGUGAGCCGGUUUCUCCACAUUUCUGUCUGUUAGCUCCAGUCGCUGUCUCAGUGUUUUGUUGGUAGUUUGUCCCAAGCUUGAGCUUAUUCAACUCUAGUUUUGUGUUUCUGGUGCAUUACAUCUGAGUCACAGAGUGGUACGUUACUAACAAAAACAUCCCUGCUCUUAUCAUCAUGAUAAUGAUAACAACGAUAAAGCAGGAAGUUAAACACGAUUUGAUUUGUUGACGGCAAAACAAGCUUUUAUUUUAGACUUUUGUACUGUUCGUGAAACAAAAAAGCUGUUUGAAAUGGAAAAAAACAGGUUAUCCGCAGGUCCUUAAAAAGCCUUAAAUUUGCUUUCCAAAUUUAAGGCUUUCCAAAUCCUAAAAAAUGACAAAUAAUCCUUAAAUGCAGUUUUCAAAGGUCUUAAAUUACCAAAGACCCAAUAAACAAGAUUCUUUUAUUUCUGUAAAAUUUUCGUGAAUUUCUAGUUGGUCUUCAGCAUUUUUGUGUACGAUGUUGGCGUAAGCGGAACCGUACACGUUCAGCUGGUUGUGAAAGGGGACUAUUUUUAGAUGAGCACAGUAGCUGGUUAAGCUAGUGGGAGCUUGUGCCAUGGGGACGUGCAGGUUUAAUGGUAACUGGAUGGCUAAUCCCACGUUCGCGACGUGGUUAGCACCGGUUCCAGGCAAUAGCUGGAAAUUAUAGCUUAUAUUUAAUUUUAAAAUGGCUUAAAUUUGGUCAAAGUGGCCUUAAAAAGUCUUAAAAAGUCUUAAAAUUGGCUCCCGUAAACCUGCAGAUACCCUGAAAAAGGAAGAAAUACCAACAUUUCUGUUAUUCCAAUUAAAAGAAAUUGGUUGCAGAAGGAAAUAAUAAAGCAGCAGUUAUUGUGUGUGCAGUCAAGGUUUAUAUUAGAGUAGAACAAUUAUCUUUAAAGCACAGGACGAUCUUUUAAAACUUGGGUAUAUCAGUGACCCUGGUAUGUUUGUUGAAUUCACUUCCUGUUUGAUUUGCUCGUCUUACUUGAUAGUAAAGGACACAUUCUGGAUCAUUCCUUCUAUCUCAGUUUUUAAACUAAAAUGUUCAAUUUUAUUUCCAGGAUGCUGAAGAUUAGGCUUUUGAGAUAAUGGAAUGAAACAAACUUUUGAGUGCGUUUGCAGGAGCAUUGAAGAGCAGAAGGUUUUAUUCUUUUACAAAAUCCAGUGGAUCAUGAUGUUCUUAGCGUUAAGACUGGGUCGCAUCAGAUCAGAAUCUCCACGAUGUGUUAAUGUCAUUUAUAAAAAGGUGUCAUUUAAAACAAACAACACGUUUACACUCGAUUUGUCUUCCUCUUUUUUUUUAACGGCUCAUAGUACAGACCGCAUGAUCAGGGUAGUCGGUGCUGUAGGUUGUGGCAGAAUCCAGCGUCCUUUAUUUGAAACGUUGGCACGAGGCGUCAAAAAUAUGCAAAAUACAGCAGAAAUAAACCGAAGACGCACCGACUCUGGUUCUGAAGGCCAGUUUGUAUUUCUGAUUCUUGUACAUCUUUGAACCGAUACCAAUUUAUUUAAUGGCCUUUAUUUGAAUUGAUGUAACACCUUCUAGAGUCUUGGAACCCCCCAAGGCACUUUACAACACAAGCAGUCAGUCACACCCUGAUGGGGAUGAGCUACGAUGUAGCCACAGCUGCCCUGGGGCGCACUGACAGAGGCGAGGCUGCCGUCCACAGGCGCCACCGGCCACCUCCAGCAGGCAAGGUGGGUUAAGUGUCUUGCCCAAGGACACGGCGACAGACUGAGCGGGGCUCAAACCUGCAACCUUCCUGUUAGGGUUCCGAUUAGGGGAGAGCACUUAACUCCCGUGCCACCGUUGCCCCUUAAUAUAACAGUUUAAUCAGAAAGAUACGGAACAGUUCUGAUAAGGUAGAAAAUAAAAGAUCGGACAGAAAACCGUUCCUCUGGAGGAUCUGUGUUUGCUAGCGUGUUAGCCGAUUACAGAUUAAUCAGGUCGGUAUGGCCCGAUUCUGACCACCAGAUGUUUUUGCUGCAUGUUUACCGUAAUUUCCGGACUAUAGAGCGCACCUCAAUAUAAGCCACACCAACAAAAAAAGGUUUUCUACACACACACACACACACACACGCCGCACUCGAAUACAAGCCGCGGCGCAGCAGCCACAUGCGGGUCUCCGGCGCACAGCGCAUGUACGGCCAUAACAUAAGAUAAUUAGACAGGAAGAUGCUACACGGAGGUUUUUCGUUGUUGUUUUAAUUCAACAAAACGAAUUUUAAACACGGGUGAACGUGCCUGCAAGUUUAGAAAAGAAAACAGCGCUGAUAGCAUUCAUAUUUCUGGAUGGUUAUAAAAUACAAACAACACUGACACGUUAU
Molecule: messenger RNA, 4486 nt
Organism: Nothobranchius furzeri (turquoise killifish)
Lineage: Eukaryota; Metazoa; Chordata; Actinopteri; Cyprinodontiformes; Nothobranchiidae
Source: RefSeq, a predicted model, not a curated record